Molecule: messenger RNA, 981 nt
Organism: Saccharomycopsis crataegensis
Lineage: Eukaryota; Fungi; Ascomycota; Saccharomycetes; Ascoideales; Saccharomycopsidaceae
Product: OST3/OST6 family protein
Exons: 1
Coding region: 1-981 (326 amino acids)
Cellular component (GO): oligosaccharyltransferase complex
Source: RefSeq, a predicted model, not a curated record
AUGAAACUUUCCGUGUUCUUCACUCUUGUUGUGUCCUGCUUAUUUGCAACCACAACGCUGGCCAUCACCGCCAAAGAGGUAACGCAACUUCGUGCCAAGCAGAAAAAGUCCAUCAUCACCCUUAAGAACUCCAAUUACGAAUCCCUUCUUAAUGGGCCUCGUGAUUUUAACAUGGUGGUGUUACUCACUGCUUCUUCUCCCCUGGUAGGAUGUGUUCUUUGUUCAAAAUUCGACCCUGACUACUCUGCGGUCGCCGAUAGUUGGGUCAAGCAACAUCCAGCCAAUGACGGGCUUUAUUUUGCCAAAGCCGACUUCAGUGAUUCUUCCCGUAAAGUGUUUGAACGGUUCAAGCUUAACUCGGUGCCUCGUUUAUUCUUGUUCACCCCGACUGGCGAAGCAACUCCGCUUGAUACCGGUUUCGUUGACUUGCCAUUCCUCGAAGGAGACCAUUCUCAACAUUUGACCAGCUACAUCCAAGAACACACCGGGAAACAAAUCCACGUUGUCAAACCAGUGCGUUAUGACAAUUUGAUCUUUUCUCUUGUUGUGUCCGCCCUCUUCUUUGGCGGGGUUUACAAGUUCAGAACCCAAGUGUCGACAAUUGUGUUAUCAAAACAACUCUGGGGGUUCGUGAUCAUCUUAUCAAUUCUCAUGUUCAUUUCUGGGUACAUGUUCAACCAAAUCAGGGGCACUCCGUACAUUGGUACCCACAAUAAUGGGAUGCCUGAAUACUUUAUGCAAGGCCAACAAAACCAAUUCGGUAUCGAGACCAAUAUCAUGAGCACCGUGUAUGGGGUGUUGGCGUUCCUUACCGUGGCAUUGGUGACGUUAGUGCCAAAGAUUGAGCAUCCAAAAGUCAACGCCAUCGCCACUUUUGUCAUGGUUUUCCUUUUAUUGCUCGGGUACAGCUUGUUGUUCGAUAUCUUUGCCAAGAAGAGUCAUGGGUACCCAUUCCGUUUGCUUAGAUUCUUCAGUUUCUAG